CUCGCGAGAGGCUUGCUUAGGGACGGUCUCCCUUGGUGACAAGCGGCUGAAACUUGUAGAUUAAUCAGAGAGAAGGGAGGUAUGGAGGGGUUGAUGAAGGCGUAAAUACAGUAGACUUUUGUAUCAAACUCCCUAUUUAUAAGCGCCUCUGUUUACGUGAGGGACGGGGCCUUACAUCAGUCUGCGAGCGGCGGGUUGCUGUAGUCGCCUGCUCCGCCCUUACCUCUGCAGAACUACGUCUACCCACCCGGGUGCCUGCAGCAGACCUCCAUAGACACACACUGAAGAGCCACUGCGAUUUGACGACUGGCCCCACUGCUGGCCUGAUCGCACUGUCUGGAUUACAAGGGAUUUCCCAGGAUCUUUAACUGUCUGAAAUGGAUGAACAAAGCGUUGAGAGUAUAGCGGAAGUCUUCCGGUGUUUCAUCUGCAUGGAAAAGCUGAGAGAUGCACGGCUAUGCCCUCACUGCUCCAAACUCUGCUGCUUUAGUUGCAUUCGGCGCUGGCUGACAGAGCAGAGAGCACAAUGCCCACAUUGUCGGGCACCCCUCCAGCUGCGGGAGCUGGUGAACUGCCGCUGGGCUGAGGAAGUGACCCAGCAACUUGACACGCUGCAGCUGUGCAACCUCUCCAAACACGAAGAGAACGACAAGGACAAGUGUGAGAAUCAUCAUGAGAAGCUCAGUGUGUUCUGUUGGACCUGCAAGAAGUGUAUCUGCCACCAGUGUGCUCUGUGGGGAGGGAUGCAUGGCGGGCACACCUUCAAACCCCUUGCGGAGAUCUAUGAGCAGCACGUCACCAAGGUCAACGAGGAGGUGGCCAAGCUGCGGCGCCGGCUCAUGGAGCUCAUCAGCUUGGUGCAGGAAGUGGAGCGCAACGUGGAGGCUGUGCGCGGGGCAAAGGAUGAGCGCGUGAGGGAGAUCCGGAAUGCUGUGGAAAUGAUGAUCGCUCGGCUCGACAACCAGCUGAAGAACAAGCUCAUCACUCUCAUGGGGCAGAAGACAUCCCUGACACAGGAAACUGAGCUGCUGGAGUCACUGCUACAGGAAGUGGAGCAUCAGCUGCGGUCCUGCAGUAAGAGCGAGCUGAUCUCCAAGAGUCCUGAGAUCCUCCUGAUGUUCCAGCAGGUGCACCGCAAGCCCAUGGCCUCCUUCGUCACGACUCCUGUGCCCCCAGACUUCACCAGUGAAUUGGUUCCGGGCUAUGACUCGAGCACUUUUGUUUUGGCAAAUUUCAGUACACUGAGGCAGAGGGCUGACCCAGUCUACAGCCCACCGCUGCAGAUAUCCGGGCUCUGCUGGAGACUAAAGGUUUAUCCGGACGGGAAUGGAGUGGUGCGGGGGAACUACCUCUCUGUCUUCCUGGAACUGUCGGCUGGGCUUCCUGAGACUUCAAAGUACGAGUAUCGAGUGGAGAUGGUGCACCAGGCCUCCAGCGACCCGACUAAAAACAUCAUCCGGGAGUUUGCCUCGGACUUUGAGGUGGGAGAGUGCUGGGGCUACAACCGCUUCUUCAGACUGGACCUGCUGGCCAGCGAAGGAUACCUGAACAUGCAGACGGACACCCUCGUCCUCAGGUACCAGGUGCGGUCGCCCACCUUCUUCCAGAAAUGCCGAGAUCAGUACUGGUACAUCAGCCAGCUGGAGGCAGCACAGACCAGCUACAUCCAGCAGAUCAACAACCUCAAGGAGAGGCUGGCGAUCGAACUGUUUCGCAGACAAAAGUCCCGCAGCGCUUCACCGUCUAACCGCAGAUCGGGCCACUCUGCCUCUGAGAGAGACCCCCAGCAUUGGAAGGGAGGGGUGACUGAGGGGGCUGCCCAGGCUGGAGUGGGAGAAGGGAAGGAGGAAGAGGAAGAGGAGAAGACACGGCAAGAUGACUCCAAUGAGCUGUCGGAUGGGGACCUUGAGGUUGACUGUCUUACGGGGGAUGAGGAGGUGAAUCCUCUGGACGGGAGCAGCACUUCAGGGAGCUCCACUGCCACCAGUAACACUGAGGAGAACGACAUUGACGAGGAGACCAUGUCUGGAGAGAAUGAUGUGGAGUACAGUGGUAACUUGGAACUGGAAGAGGGGGAAUUGCUGGAAGAUGUGGCCGGAGCAGCAGGUGGCUCCACGAACCCCAGUCUGCGCUCUCUGAGGCGAGGAGGGGCAGGCCUGGUCUCGGCCACCAGUAGCAGCCUGCUGGAGAUCGACCCGGUCAUCCUUAUCCAACUGCUGGACCUCAAGGACCGGAGCAGCGUGGAGUCUCUGUGGGGCCUGCAGCCCAGGCCACCCUCCUCCCUGCUGCACACCACAGCAGCAGCGCACUCUCGCAAAGAGCGUGAGCGGCGGCCUCAGGCAGUGCGGCGGUCAGCCCCAGACUCCGGGGUCCUGAUCCGGUUGAAGGCCCAGAUGGCGGAGGUUCGCAGUAAGAUGUCGGAUGUGAAGAGCCAGCUGGAGGCGCGAGGGGAGCCGAGAGCUGGGGCCUCCGGGAGUCUGGUAGAGCAAGGGCCUCCCACAGACACUGAAGCGCCCUGCAGGAAACUGAGCGACCUGGAGCUGCUGGGCAAGGGGGCUGCAGCCAACAGACAUAGCAGGAGUGCUACAGGUAGGAAGGCAGCGUCCCCGAAGCUGGAGUGUGCUGGAGCGGCAGGCAGCCUGUUUCUGCGCAGGGCUGUGGACAGCGUGGACAAGGAGACCCGGGGGAAGGGGGACUGUGUCCCUGCCAAUGAGGGAAGAGCCCGCCCAGGGGACUGCCUGGCUGUCUCCGAAGGUCCCUUGAAGCCCCGUAGCGCACACAGCUCCCCGCCGUCGCUUGGAAAUGGGAGCUCUUCUGAUCAACCCUGCUGCUCCAAACAUGAGGACCAGGCCUACGCAGCCGCCAACACUGACCUGUUCAGGAUCUCGAGCCUCAACGGGGUCGUCUCGCUGGACAAGAACCGCCGGGCCGCUACGACCGGGUCCGGGCUCCUGACAGAUGGGACUCUGGACUGUGACGUCGAGGGAAGCAGUGAGAUCCGGGAGUCGCUGCUAGCUCAGUCUGAAGGGACGUCAUCAAGACAGGAGGAAGCACACUGCCAUUGUGCUUGGACAGGGCUGCUGUGCCAGAAGCAAGUGAUCCACCUCCUGCCGGGGAUGAGCAGUGACAGUGAGAUUGAGUGCGACAGUGAGAAUGAGGAGGAGAGCUGCGACCUGGAGGCUGGGGAGUGCAGACAUGACAAUCGCUUGUCUGUCACAGGGGACCAGUUGAGCUCUGAAGAUCUGAGUUUUACUGCGGGGGACACGACAGAGAGAUAAGCGACCUUGAGAGAGCGGCCUAAGAGCUUGACCAGGAACGGGGGACAGGAGCUGCGUUAAGUAACCCCCCUCGCCCCUCCAAAAUCGCUGACUCCCCCAUCACAGCACUGACUGGCCAGCCUGGGAUAUGGUUCUUAUUUUGUACUUUCAUUCCCUAGACAAUUUGAAGAUAUGUUUUCUUUUUCAAAGAACCUGGACUAAUAGGAGUAUGAGCUGCUGUCUGGUUUGUGUCGAGUAUUCAGUCUAAUUGGAUGUUUUGAGCUCCGCUGACUGAAAAAGCUGCUCUUGUGUUUUACUUGGUUAUUUUUUUAUGUAUGUAAGUCUGUCUCUCCUUUUGUAUUUUUGUUUCGAAUAUAGAGAUUUAAUUUAUUAAUUUAUUGAACAGCUGCUUACAACACUUAACUUUUUGAACCGCAAGAAGCUUUGUUUGCAGAAAGUAAGAAGUGGAUAUAUCCAGGGACCUUUGGCUUCUUUUUAUAGUUUUGUGUGCUUAACCCUCCUCCUGAUUCCAACAGUCAGGCUCCAAAUCCUCAAACUUGCAAAUCAACCCACAAUGACUUCCAAUAGCUAGGCUGGCAAUUCAGUAGACUGACUUUUUCCACUGGCCUACAGUAUCUGUCUUAAUCUCUACCAAACCAUGAUGAGUCAGGCCAGCUGGAGAGUUAUGGAGUGACAGUUGUCACAUCUGUUAUGUGGGAUGCAAAGCAUUGUACAGGGUCACUCCAGGAGCUCCAGCAGAGAAGCGCGAUGCCACUUCUGUGUUUUGAGGACUGCUUUGAUCCACACAGGGUUUGCAUCUAUUACUUUGGGGCACCUGAGUUUUCAGGCUUGCCACUCUUACAUCUUCUUUUGAGAGCAAGAACUCCUCCCCCAUUCUCUGCACAUCUAACAUUGUGUACAUGUGUGCAUUCCUGUCAAUGCGAGUUACAGCCCCCACUAUCAUAUUGAGUUGUUACAUCUUCACUGUUUUUCUUCAAGUGCCUGUUUUUGUGUAGUUCUGCCGGUGGAUUGACAUCACAUAGGGGAGUGAGCAAGAUAUGUACUGGAAUAUUUGAACUGCAUUUUAAUUGUCUGAGAGGGGCUUUUAAUUUUAGAGUAUAUAACAGAGAAUUAACCACAAAAAAACACACAUUCCAAAUAAUGAACAGACCAAUCGCCUAUACUGUAAACAUACAUUCAUUCUGUUUUGUUCUUGCUGAAGAACAGUGAAGGAGUGGCAGUUUUGUACAGUGCUAUUGUGUAAAAUGAAUGUUGUGUGUGUGUGUAUAGUACUAUGGUCCUAUGAAUCAGGGAUGCACUUGGCCUCCACUUCUUGCUAUUGGAUGUUCAGCGAGGCCACGCUUCUCUUUUUUGCUGUUCUAGAUUGUGCCUGAACUGAAGGUAAAUGCAUGGCUGCUUGUUCAACUCUAAAGCUGUGGGAGCUGCAAUCUCUUGUGAUGCUGAGCUGUACAUGUGCCCUAAAUAUGUAUUUGGACUCCUGUGCCCGGUCUGGUAUUCCCAUUCUGUACCUGUGUAAUUGUAUUGGACACGGUGAAGCAAUUGUCAGUGUUUUAGAUUUUGAUUUAAAUGUCCAGAAGGCUGUUAAAGCUGCACUUCUAGUAAUAACUAACAGAGUAAUAAAUGAACAAAAUAAAUUAAAAUGUUUAUCUCACGAUGGUCUUCUGCAAAUGUAUCUGUAAUGUUGUACUUUCUGAAACCUUCCUUAAUAGCUAUAAAUCUGUAGUGAUUUAUUCCUAUCUUAGUUUUCGUUAGGGUGAUUUUGAUGUCCAUCAUUGCAUCCUUUAUCAACUGACCAUGUCUUAAUUAUAUUUUGCACUGUUUUUGUGAUGGCAUGGUAAGAAAUGGCAUGGAAAGGAGCGAGUUCUAUGAACUGUCAGUUGUUGCUUUUAAAAGUUUGAUCAUUCCAGAGUGCUGGGGGGGGGGGUGCAUUUUCUGAAAAAAACUUCUUGUCCAAGGGACAAAAUGCUAGAGAAAUCUACUUUCCCCCUCCCCGUCGCACAAAACACACACAAAAAAGAACAAUAACUUGUAGGAUUUUGGUUUUAUUUAACAGAGAACACAAUCAAUCAAUUGGUGAUUAACAGGGUGGAUCCAGCCUUGCAGCUUGACUGCUUCAGGAAAUUCUUCAAGAUACACAAAAGGUUCCCUCUCACCUCAACACAUGUAUAACAUACUUUAUGGAAAUGUUCCAAACUGCACUGAAAAGGAACACAUUUACUAACAAAUUAAGUAACAUACGAAGAGUACAACUAUAAUAAGCAAUACUUGGAAUUAUUGAAAUAUCUUUUUCUAUAAGCUGAAUCCAGCUCCUGGUGUACAGGUGUUUUAGUUUGUUGCAUCCUUGCCAGCUAUUCCUGCUGCUUUGUGGAAUUCGGAUUUUUCUUGACGUUCUUUCAGUUUUUGUAACUGCUGAACCCCAGGUUUAUAAAGGACUUGUGUAGAACCUGCCAAGUUUCUCUGCAUUUUUUACUAUUUUUUUCUUCCCAAAUGCACGCGGUAUUUACAGUAGGCUCCAUCAAAUUCUGCAAAGACAAAAUAUGUUUUUUUUUUUUUUUUCUGUUCUACACUUAUUCUUUUUAAACGGUGUAGAACAUUUCACAGCUCCUCUAACGUCUUGUCCCAUAAUGCUACCUGCUGGAACACUGCUGCACCAGGUGGUCCUGGUUUUGGGAGGGCAACGUUCUUUCACUGAAAAAUAAAUACAUAAUAAUACAUAACAAAUACAAACAAUCGCAUCAAAGCAUAUCAUUUAUAUUA
Polyodon spathula (Mississippi paddlefish) is the source of this 6035-nucleotide messenger RNA. It is a transcript of the gene trim37, whose product is annotated as tripartite motif containing 37. Gene Ontology annotation, cellular component: aggresome; peroxisome. The transcript is spliced from 26 exons. The record is from RefSeq and is a predicted model, not a curated record. Gene Ontology annotation, molecular function: ubiquitin protein ligase activity; tumor necrosis factor receptor binding; zinc ion binding. Lineage: Eukaryota; Metazoa; Chordata; Actinopteri; Acipenseriformes; Polyodontidae. Gene Ontology annotation, biological process: protein autoubiquitination; negative regulation of centriole replication. Bases 378 to 3278 code for a protein of 966 amino acids.